Pocillopora meandrina is the source of this 5964-nucleotide messenger RNA. NCBI's taxonomy places the organism in Eukaryota, Metazoa, Cnidaria, Anthozoa, Scleractinia, Pocilloporidae. The record is from the annotation of a GenBank genome assembly.
UUUAGCGACGUCUUGCAGAAUAUUCGCGUGAAAUGGCGUGUAGGUCGCUUUUCAGUAUUUGCAAUGGGCGACGCUGUACGGGUUUCCUUACAAACCUGAAGCGGAAUCUUCUUCUAGUCUUACUGGUGGUUGGAGCAAUCAUUGGCUUUUCAAUCGGAGCAAUAAUCAAUAGCCCCGUGAAUCGCAUCAUCGACCCAGAGAAGAAAGCCACUAUUAUAAUGCUCAUUGGAUUUCCAGGGGAACUGUUCAUGAGCAUGUUGAAGAUGAUUAUUCUACCUCUGAUCGUUGCCAGUGUGAUAACAGCCGUAUCGACUCUGAAUCCUGACGUGGCGGGAAGAAUUGGUCGACGUGCUCUCAUAUAUUACCUAGGAACACUGAUACUGGCCGCUCUUUUGGGUUUGACCCUCGUGAUGGCGAUCCGUCCCGGUUUAAGCGACAAACCCAGCGAGCAAAAAGAUGUAAAGGCGGUGAAGUACAGGAAUUUGGAUUCGCUUCUUGAUAUGAUAAGGUAGGGUAUUCAUUGCGUAAUAUAGAGAGUUUAUUGUCCAAUAAUUGAUUCUUUUGCUCAUCUUAAUCGUAUCAUACACAUAGUUCUAUGCAUAAGAUUUGUUUAGUUUACAUACCACGCAUUUUAAAGUAGUUACAGAGACAAUCGUGCGAGACUGACCUCUCCUGAGGUAAAAUUCUCUGCGGAGAGUCACGCGAUUUGAAAUUCUUUUGUUGCUCAUGUCCUGCCGGCCAUUGCAUGAUAUGAGAACCAAUUUGGAGUGUAAUAUUCUUUUCUUUAAAUUAAUGGAGGAAAACUAAUUAAAAAAUAAACCUCUUCGUUCUGAUUAUGAUUGAUUUCUAGGAACUGUUUCCCCAGUAACUUAGUCCAAGCAGCCACAAGCAAGGUAGGUAAAGCGAUUUUUCCCUUUAAAUCGCCCUCGCGUUUAGUAUCCCACAUAAGCCUUCAUUUCGUGAUAAUAUAAUGUGUUCCCUUAGUAUUUUCGAAGAUCUGGGGAAGACCUUAAAAUAACUUAUCCUGUGUCCCGAAAUUUGCUUAUGUGCUCUUCCCAUCUUCUCCACGAAAACAUCCAACACGCGAGGUACGUACACGUGACACACACACACACACACCAGGGAGGCGAGCCACCUCGAGACAAAAACUGUCAAACUGGGGCAGGACCUGUAUUGCAAUCCAGUCUCUUAGUUCGAUCGUCUCACGCUCGAUAUUUUUUUUAACUCGAUAUAUUUUUUAUGACCUCCCGGAUUUGGGAACCAGCUAUUACUCGUCGCCUGAGGGAGGGAGGGGUUUGGGGAAGAUCACAAGGUUUUUAGGGAGAACGAAAGGAGAAUCAGUCGUCGCCAACAGGGUAUAAAGGGGAAAUCAAAGAAGAUUGACCGCCAAUAACGAGGGAGGAUUAGAAAAAUAACACAGAGGCUUAUAGGGGAUCAGGCGAAUUUUAUCACGACAUAAUGGAAUUCCUCCGACUCUCCCUUCUCCCCCCCACCCUCCACCGACGCUAAAUAAUGACCGGUCUCUUACCUCUUACACCAUAUGAGUAUCGUGGAAAAACAACUUCUGACUUUAAUGGUCAUACUAAGAUAUCUAGGAAUCCUUAUGAAUUCUAGUUUUAGGAUAAAUCUCCUCCAGUGCAAUUAUCAGGAGACAUUCAGUGUCCUUUUUCCUUGUAAAUAGAAAAAAACAAACUACAAUACAGUAUCCGCAAGAUCGAAGACUUACAAUGUCACAAGCGAUUAUAUUCACCUCGAGACUGGCGAGGAAAUUAUCGGCGUCCAUUACAAUGGUACCGUAAACAUUACCACCAUAAGAAGAGAGAUCCAAGCAGGUUCGAGCACUGUACCUGCAGGAGUGACGACCACGGGAGGAAUGAACAUCAUUGGUCUGAUCGUGUUUUCCAUAGUGUUUGGUGUUGUCCUUGCGAGGUUGCGUGACAAAGGAAGACCGCUGGUUGAAUUCUUCUCGGCAUUGAACGAGGCUAUAAUGAUGAUUGUUUUCUUUGAAAUGUGGUGAGUUUCAAAGAACUGUGCUCAAGGGCGUGGCUCAUGGAGUGUAAUAAUACAAAUCAGAUUACCCCUUGGUAUGCGUUUUAUUUCAUGUUAGACAAGCUGGUUUGCUCCAAAUUUCCAUUUUUGGACUCCUCCCAGGGGCGUAGAAAACAUUAUCUCGAUAAUCGAGGGCUAAGAACGUGAGCCGCGAGGGGCUCGAUCCAGGGAAAUGCAACACAAGAAAAUAUGUUCUGUUCUGUAACAGUGCUUACUUGACCGGUCAAGUAGCUGGCUGAUCUACUUGUGUGUUAAAACGCAUGGCCGUUGAUAGAUUUUUGUACAUAUUUGAGAGAAAUUAUAUUUUUUCUUCUUCGUUUCUUUGCAUCAAAGGCUGGCUCCAAUUGGCGUGUGUAGCCUGGUGGCGGCUCGUGUUGGUGGAAUGAAGAAUAUCUUGGGUACCAUGCAAAAAUUAGUAUUUUACAUGUUGACAGUCAUUUGUGGCCAGCUCAUUCACUCCCUGAUCGUGUUACCACUCGUAUUCUUCAUUUUCACUCGGAAGAAUCCUUAUGUGUUCAUGAGAGGUCUCACAGAUGCCUUGAUGACAGCAUUCGGCAUCGCUUCCAGGUGUGUACGAAGGACCUUUGUGACUGUUUUCGUCUACAGAAACAUUGAAAGGAGAUUUCUAUCCUAAUGAAAUGGAAAUAACCUCUUACUGUUUUUCGUUCAAGUUAAGACCUCAAUAGGUCAAUAUGUGUUGUUUUAGUAUUGCUUCUUAGUCUUUAUAAAGAAGACCUGUAGGUGACUUAACGCGGCUUUUACUUGGGGCAGAAGAGCACAGAAUACGUCAUUACAAUGGAGUGUGCUGCACAUAAAAUUAAUUACCCUAGAGUAACCUUGAAAAGUAAAAAUCUAUGUGAUUAGUUUACUCGCACGUAUUUUAACUCGGUAGUCUGGAAAUCUGGAAACAUGCAAAUGAUUUUUUAGCGUACUUGCAUCUAUCAUACCUUGGUAAUCUGGAAAUGUGGAAAUCUUAAAAUAUGCAAAUAAGUCUAUGUACAAAUUAGUGAAUCAUCCGCCAUCUUGGAUUUCGAGCUACACGUAAAUAAACCCCGGUGUCUCGGCUGGGGUUUCAACCCAGACCUCUCGAUCCGGGCUACAGCACAAUAGCCACAGGAUCAACAGUGGAAAACACCAUGACGAUUGUGGAUCAAUAUCAGUAUCUGAACAACUGCAUACCUUCCCCUCCCCUGACCCAAUAUUAACCCUAACCUGUUAUCAGUUGACUGAUGUUGGGUUAGGGGAUGGGUAGGUGCUCAGUUGCUAGGAUACUGACACUGAUCCAUGAAUGCUUGCCGACCCUAUAUACCAUUUGCGUAGUUACAACACUUGCCGCGUUAUCAACAACUGACACUUCACCAACCAUCUCUAAACUUAAAACAACACACCUCCUAACAAUUGGUCACUCUGCUUUGUUUUCAGUGCAGCCACUCUCCCGACAACUAUCCGCUGUGUGGAAGAAAACAACGGCAUCGAUUCACGCAUAAGUCGCUUCAUGUUGCCUCUGGGUGCCACCCUCAACAUGGAUGGCCUGGCUCUCUCACGGGUGGUGGUAACUAUCUUUGUUGCUCAACUAAACGAUAUCUCCCUUAGCCCAGGAAGAGUUGUUGUUGUCUGGUAAGAGACGAUGACAGAACUUUUGCUCUUUUUUGUCUUAUCUUCCUAUUGAAUAACUCGUUGGGUAUCACUUACAUGAUUGCCCAAUCGGUAAAUUAUAAACCGGAUAACCCUUUCACUCCCAAGAUCUGAAUGUUAAUUCUCCCCUCUAGCUGCUGCACAUUUCCUAGUAAAUUAGUUGCAAGAAUUUGAUGUUAAAACAAGAUAAAAACUUCUACCUGAUACAUUUGAGUAUUCUCAAUACCUGUUUUGUUGUUAGUAGAUGGAUAUUGUUGGGAGAAGUCACAUGUGAAUCACUCUGAGAGUUAAAGGGUUAACUGUUGCUCUAUCGUCCUAUUUCUUCGCGCCUUUCACUCAUCGUUUUUUUUUUUUUUUUUUUUUUUGCUUGUUUGUUUGUUUGUUUCUUUUAUUUUCUCUUUACUGGUAAGUUUGUUGAAAAUUUCAUGAAUUUAUGCAAGAAAUUGCGAUGCAGAUGCAUACUUCCUCAUAUUUUUUUUCCAGAUUAUUGAUCACCAUUUGCUUAACAUCGUUUGUGUAAUAUUAAUUCUGACUUAUGGAAAAUACACUAGUAAUAACACCCGGAACUUUGCUAAUAGCAUUUUUUUUUAAUUUUUCUUUUGCAGCUUAAUUGCUAUUGCUGCUUCCAUUGGCGCCGCAGGAAUACCAGGAUCAGGAAUCAUGAUCAUCAUUGUUCUCCAAGCCGUUAAUCUUCCAUUGCACGACUUUGGCAUUAUCAUGGCUAUUGAAUGGAUGCUGUGAGUACUCAUAACGUGUUCAUUUAAAUUAGUGAGAUGUAUCGCGAGCUCACAACUACCAAGGAGUGACUUCCAUCCAAUUUCUCUGGACAAUAUCACACCUGAAUCACAUGUAAAGGUCAUGAGAAUAAAGAGAAUGGUCGCCAGCUAAAGCAGCUCUACACGAUUAAAUAAAUUCUCCUUGUCAGCACCUUAGGAAAUGUAUAGAGAACAGUAUGGAGAAUAUACAUGCCGAUGUAGCGUGUGAAAGGGUUAAUGUUGGGGGUUUACCCACAAAGGACUGGUAUUUAAUGCGCGAGAGGAGUACAUUAAGUACUAAGUGCAUUACGCUACUAAUACUAAGGUGAGCCAAUAUUCCAUCUCACAGUUGCGCGCCUGCUUGCCAAGCCUUUGAAGAUGAUUAAGGCUAAGGGUGACUUUGAUAUGAUAGAAACGUUGCAGCUUUUCAAAUGUUAAUUAGUUUGUUAUCAUGCUAACUAAAUACUGGUCUCUAUCAUAACAAGGUCACCUUCAGCCUCACUAUGACUCAACGGCCAGGCAACUAAGUACACAACCGUAAGAUGGCCUAUUGACUUGUGUUUACAGUUAAAGAUGCGCGGAGCAAUACGCAGGGAUAGUCUUUAGUGUAAUUAUCUUCUUGUCUACACCGAUUAUUAUUUACGUUUUUCAGGGAUCGCUGCAUCACAACUGUCAACGUCCUUGGGGACGCAAUGGGUACUGGGAUCGUGGCACACCUCUCACGUGACGACUUGAAGUUAGAUAAAGAAAACGACAAGGACAGGAGAGAUUCGCAAGGGCUAAUGAUGAACAGUGAUCUUUGAUUAUUCUUAUUGAUAGCAGUUUAGCAAUAGUCACCGAAUUGGAGGUGGCUAGUGGUGGAUAUUUACCGAAUCACGAAGUAUCGAGGUAAAUAACCACCACUAGCCACCGACACUGACGUAAAUAGUUGUUCUAAUGUAUAAUCAAACAGUAAGAUAAUAGAGCACUAAAAAUUGAAUUUAAACUCAUUCAUUCCUGUGACGACUACAAAACGUUUGGGCGCAAAUCCAGCGUGCGCUGCUCAGAGGUGAAUAGCAAAUGGUAGACGGAGUUGGGUAGCCAAUCAGAACGAGCCUUCAAUGUUAUCCACUGUUUGAGCACAUACUACAUACCUCCAGUAUAGGAGUAGGUUCGGAACGAAAAGGUAAAGUCGAUAGAACAAACUGAAUACAAGGCAAGUGAGGAGGUGACCGUGAUCUGGUAGUUUUACUACCUAAAAUUCCAAUUUUUAACUUGAUAUUAACCACGCAGGCUACAAUGACUUGUGUACGGCUACAUGACACGGGCAGCAAUUGAAACUACCUAACAGCAGAGCUGUUUUACUUUUAUUGACUUCAUUGAAAGCCUGACAAAGCGCUACAAAGCAAAAAGUAUAAGACAACCAAUCAGGCCGUAACGAUUGAUAAGGAACCCUUUAUACUCUAAGUACCAUUUAACACCUCUUCUACUGAACAUACUCAACUCUUAAUGUAAACAAGAUAUAAGCUAAACGCAACUUUCGUAC